Messenger RNA from Annulohypoxylon truncatum, 1116 nucleotides. RefSeq lists its product as uncharacterized. The record is from RefSeq and is a predicted model, not a curated record. Bases 106 to 888 code for a protein of 260 amino acids. NCBI's taxonomy places the organism in Eukaryota, Fungi, Ascomycota, Sordariomycetes, Xylariales, Hypoxylaceae. The transcript has 2 exons.
GUACAUAUUGGCUUGUGCUACAUCUACAUAUUCUAGCGCUGUGUCCGUUUUAAUUCUUGCCGGGUUGCUUUUUCCGGACAUCGACAAGAGCUAGAUCCCUGGAAGAUGGCGACAUGUAAAGUUUGUGAACAGCCGCUCGUGCUGGAAGUGGAAGACGAAGAUGGCAACGACGAGCAAGAAUUCGUCCCUGACGAUUUGGAAGUCUCUUGUGGCUGCCAUUUCCACUGGCAGUGCCUCCUGGAUCAAGCCGCGGAAUUAGCCAAAUCACUCAAGUGUCCAUCGUGUGCCGCAGAAAUUGCUACGCGUACAGCAGGACCCUCAACCAGCAACCCAUUCGUACAAUCAGUACCCGGUGCGGCUAUCUUAACAAGAUAUACCAACGAGGGUGGCAUCCAGGAGAACUACGAUAUCCUCCCUGAAGUCACCGAGGAAGCUUAUGUCGAAGCCAACCCCGAGGUUCUACCUGCUCGCGCCUAUCACGUUAUGUGUAGCACGGGCGAUGUAGAGAACAUAGUAGCCAUCCUGCGUGAGACCGAGCAGGCGCGGACGGAGCGACAUGGGCGUGCCUUGAGCGCUACGCAACUCAUUCGUUAUCAAGAUCCACUAGAAGACUCGAAAAGUGGUUUGCAUUUAGCAAUUGAAAAGGGGCAAGAGGAGGUUGUGUGGCUGCUUUUAUGGAUAGCAUCAACCUUGUCCACCGAGUCGUUCCCACGGCCGGCGGUGCAAAAGGCUCAAGCGAUGGGAAUCCAGCGGCCAAGCGCGUUGGCCUCGGGAGAUAUCCGAGCGCUCAAGGACAACCAAGGCCGGACGGCCGAGGCGGCAGCGGCGCAAAUGGGAGACUUCUGGACGGCCAUACUGCAGUCCGGUAUCUUGCAUCCCGAUGCCUAGAUUUGACCUAGUAAUCGAAAAUAUCGAUUUAUACCAGGUCACCUCGGUUAUUGCAUAACUUGAGCCUUAUACACAUACAUCCAUAAGUCCCCUAUUACCCUUUCGAAGGUGUUGAUCAAAUCUUGAACAAGUUAACCGGUGAUGGUUUUCAUGCGGAUGCUCUCUGCAGCGCUGAUCUGAUGAAACGAUGCUUACUUCUAACCUACCCCUCACAAAAAUUUCCGUCUC